Xyrauchen texanus (razorback sucker) is the source of this 3637-nucleotide messenger RNA. RefSeq names its product kelch-like protein 42. The coding region runs from base 531 to 1949 and encodes 472 amino acids. Gene Ontology annotation, molecular function: protein binding. The record is from RefSeq and is a predicted model, not a curated record. The transcript is spliced from 3 exons. NCBI's taxonomy places the organism in Eukaryota, Metazoa, Chordata, Actinopteri, Cypriniformes, Catostomidae.
UAAAGUUUUUAUACGUACAUACAAAAACCUCUGCGCAAAAGUUGUGCGAACAUGACACAGCGUGACGCAAGGCCAGAACAGGGACCGAUUUACAUGUGAAAACUUGACUUGCACAAUUUUUCUAAACGAAAACAAAACGUCAUCUUUCUAACCAUAAUCGUGAUCUCUGCAUACAAUAAUGGCAAUCGAUCAGUGACAGAUGCACGAAGUGACUUGGUGGAUUGUACAAACCAGACAAAUUCUACAAAUGCAAACAAGCAGAUGAGUUUGUAAAGCACUAUUUAUUAAUUUCAGGAUAGGUACCCGACCUUCCGUUUGUUUACGUCUGCAGUGCAGACCUUGUUUUCAAAGGACAUCGUUGUUUAUGAACGCAUAUAAACAUGCACAUGAGCUGCAAGUCAAAUGCGUUUGAAUCUACGCGCUGAGCAUUUCCAUAUUUAGACUUAGGCGUCGGUGGAUGAAACUCCUCUCUGGAGAAACAUCAGCAGAAUAUCUACUGCCGCAGCGUCACUGAUCACAGAACAGCAGAUAUGACAUCGCCGGAGCAGAUUAUAGAGAUUGUCACGGAUGACAAAACGUUUAAUGUGAGUAAAAGCAAACUGAUCGAGAAGAGCGAUUACUUCCGCGCGCUGUACAGCUCAGGCAUGCGCGAGUCCGCGGAGGAUUCGGUGCAGCUACAGGGACUGAGCGGACCGGGACUCGAGCUCGUGCUGGAGUUCAUCAACACCUCCAAAGUUCAGGUGACCAACGAAACACUGGAGGACCUCAUCGAAACAGCAUCGUUUCUGCAAGUCACGUCGAUUUUAAAACUGCUCCUGUUGGAAAUCAGACAAGACAACUGCGUGGACCUCUUCAAACUCUCGGAACUGUACGGGACGCAUGAUUUGAGAAAUGCGUGCUUAAAAUUCAUGUGCUGCUAUUACCAUCCGAUACUGCGCAGGCCAGAGUUUUGGAUGUUGCCAGCUCCUCUCCGGGAUCAAAUCAGAGACAUGCGCAUGAAAGGCACGGCCACUUUAGUUGCAUUAGGGGACUUCACUUAUACCUGUCUAGAUCUGGCCAAUCAGGAUGAACCGUGGUCCAUGUUGAGGUAUGAUGAACUAGAGCAACGCUGGAAACCUCUGGCCAACAGUCUUCCUCCAGACAUGACCAAUGUCAGAGGUUAUGGAUCUGCUGUUCUGGACAACUACCUGUUCGUUGUUGGUGGGUACAGAAUGGCAAGUCAAGAGAUAUCUGUUGCCCAUUGCUACAACCCCUGCAAGAAUGAGUGGAAUAAUGUGGCACCCUUGAACCAGAAGAGAUCCAACUUCAAGCUCUUGGCCGUAAGUGGAAAACUGUAUGCGGUUGGAGGCCAUUGUCUGGGUACAGUGGAGUGCUACAGUCCAGAGCAGGACUGUUGGACAUGUGUGGCCUCUCUGCCUGACCCUCUGGCUGAAUUCUCUGCCUGUGAGUGCCAGGGCAUGAUCUACGUCAUGGGUGGUUAUACCUCCAGAGAUAGGAACACCAGCUUGCUGCGCUACUGCCCUGCUUCGGACACAUGGUCUGUCUACCAUUCCUGCUCGGCCCAUGUGCGCAAACAGCAGAUGCUCUCAGUGGAGGACACUAUCUUUCUGGUGGGUGGCUACACGCAUAAGCUAGAUCCUGCCGAAAUGGGUCGGCAGAGGACGAACCAGACAGAGGACAUGCUGACCAUACAGUCCUACAAUGUACAGACGGGUGAAUGGUUGCAACUGAAGAAGAAAACAUCCAAGUCAGGCCUGAACCUUACCUGCACAUUGCACAAUGAUGGCAUCUACAUCACGAGCAGAGACGUCAUCAUGCCCACCAGUAUAGAGCAUCGUGUCUUCCUCAAAUACAACAUCUUCUCAGAUGCCUGGGAGGGUUUUAGACGUUUCCCCACCUUGGGACAGAACAUGCUGCUUUGCUCUCUCUACCUGCCCAAUGUUCUAUGAGCUGAGCUGAGCUCAUACUCGCCAUCUGGUGAAGACUGCAGACUGCUGGAAACACAGAUUCUUCUGUCAGAAUGACCAGCCAGCACAAAGAGGCUCACAGCAGCAGACAUUAAAUGAGUACUCAAAAAUAAAGGUCAACAUCUUGACCUUGAUCAGUGAAAUAAUUUGAUAAAGAAGGCCUCAAUAAUUAGUUAUUAGGUACCACUGUAUUCAAAAGCAGUUUUAGCAUAUUUUUAACUUACAUUGGAGAGAUAGAACACAGAGAGUUGCACCAAACAUUUACAACCUGCACCGGAUAUAUUAAUGGCAAUGUGUGUACAGAACCUAAAUGAUAACUAACAUGAAUAUACUUCAUAUUGCUGUAUAUCAUUGCAGAUGCAUGAGUGACGGCUGGCAGCAAAGGGAUUUAUAGGGCUGGCAAAAGGGCAUCAAAAGUGAAACGAGAACACUAUAAAACAGCUACUUAAGCUAAAUAAACAACUUCAAGGAAUAGCACACCCACAAUUGGUAAUUCUCUCAUUUACUCGCCCUUAUGCCAUCCCAGAUGUUUGACUUUCUUUCAUCUGCUGAACACAAAUGAAGAUUUUUAGAACAGUAUUUCAGCUCUGUUGGUACAUACAAUGCAAGUGAAUAGUGAUCAGAACUUUGAAGCUUCAAAAAGCACAAAGUCGGCAUAAAAGUAAUUUAUAUGACACCAGUGGUUUAAUCAAUGUCUUCAGAAGCGCUAUGAUGGGUGUGGGUAAGAAACAAAUCAAUAUUUAUGUCCUUUUUUACUAUAAAUGUACACUUUCACCAGCCCUUUUCUGUGCAUUCGCAAGAGGACCGAGUUUUUCUUCCUCUGUUUUUAGUGAUUUGCAUUUUUCGUGUGUAUCGCCACCUACUGGGCAGGGAGAAGAAAGACAAAAAAAGCAGGGAUAAAGCACAGGAAAAUAAUAAAUGCAUCACAAAGAAUGCAAAUCACAAAAAACAAAAGAAGAACUCUUAGGAGAGAAGAGAGCACUUAGGAGGGCUGAUGAAAGUGGACAUUUAUCGUAAACAAAAUUACAUAAAUGUUGAUCUGUUUCUCACCCACACCUAUCAUUUCGUUGCUUAAGCCGCAUAAAGUUAUCAAUUUAUGAUAACUUUAUGCGCUUUUUAUAGAUUCAACAUUCUGGUCACCAUUCACUUCAAUUGUGAGGACCAACAGAGCUGAGAUAUUUUUCUAAAAAUGUUUGUGUUCAGCAGAACAAACAUAGUCAUACACAUCUGGGAUAGCAUGAGGGUGAGUAAAUGAUGAGAGAAUUUUCAUUUUUGGGUGAACUGUCCUUUUAAUGUGAAGGCUUUACAGGUAAUUAAGGCCCCAAAUGAGACAUUAAAGGGAUAGUGUGCUCAAAAAAUUAAUAUUCUCGCCCAGAUGCUGUUUCAAUCCUGAAUGUCUUCCUUUCUUCUGUGGAACACAAAAGAAGAUAAAAGGCAGAAUGUUAAGGACUAAAAGCCUCAGUCCCAAUUUACCUUCAUAUUAUGGGAAAGAGCAGUGGCAACUUUCUUCAAAAAUUCUCCUCUUCCACAGAAGGAAGAAAGUCAUUCAGGUUUGGACUGGAUUUUCAUUUUUGGGUGAACUAUCCCUUUAUUGUCAAGUGUGCAAAAGUAAAUUGCACCAUUUGUGCAGCACAUUUCAAGACACUUCCCCAGAUAUAUUCGGGAUGACA